AUGGAUCACGUUAUACCAUGCUAUAUUCUAAUGUUGGCACUACUGCAAGGCAGCCACUCUACGCUAAUAGAACUAGUGGACGCGAUCGCUUCGUACGAUAACUCGAGCGUAAUCAGUGGAACAAACAUUUGUGUUUUUACCACCGCCAACUCUACUCUCGAAACAAUGACCCCACAUCUGCUGAAAACGCUAAUGUCGAAGUACCCGACGACGUUGGUAGCCAAAGGAAGCUACAUAGAUGUUAGAAAACGGUGGACAGCUAGUUUGGUGCUGCUCGACUUAACAGCAUUCCACUACGAGUUUCCGUCCAUAUACGUUCAGAAGAGCUUGAACUCGCACCCGUGUUACAGAAAAUCAGCCAAGUUUGUGAUCCUGAUGGGUGGAGCAAGUUUCCAGCGUAAGCACAUCGCGCUAGCCUUCCUGGAGAAGUUUUCGAUCUUAAACUUCAUUCUGGUGCCAUUAACGACCUUCAAUCAUUCAAACAGUUCACUAAAGGUGUACACACAUAAUAGGUUCACGAAGAAGGAACUGUAUUUUCAAUCUACCGAUCGUCCUGUGCAGCUGUUUUUCCCCGACAAACUUCGUGAUCUGUACGGGUAUAAGUUCAUGCUCCACGGGCUCAACUCCUUCCCUUACAUCUUUUUUGGGCUCGGUAUUCCCCGAGGUGUACUACAGACCUUCGUAGAUCAACUCAUUUGGAAGUAUCGCAACGGUACUACAUACUAUACGGACAAUUUGAAACAGCGUCGCGCGAUGGACUGCUGGUUGAACAAUCAGGUCGAUCGGAAGAACUUCCUUAAUACGGUCUACUUUCGAGAGCAGACCGGGAUUUGCUUGAUCUGUCCUAUCCGUUCUGGGCGGGAUUUUUUACGCCACUUGCUUAAGCCAUUUUCUCUCGGGAUCUGGAUCGUGCUCGGUGUACUGUUUGCGUUCUGUCGUGCAAUGGAAAUCAUCUUUCCACAAAUUUAUAAGUACGACUUGAUUGCGCUGACAUUCUUCGGAGGCGGUGGCACCGAAUAUCUACAACCGUUUCAGUUUCGUAUUAUAACACUAACACUGGCAGUGCUGAUAUUCUUUCUGUCGGAGGCUUACAACACCAAGAUCAUUUCGCUGAUGACGCUCUCGAAGUUUUACGAGCUGCCACAAACGCUUGACGAGGUUGCUAAAUCCGACUAUCGCAUCCUAUCGACUCGCGUCGGCACAAAUACAUUUGGUUCGUUAGCGCCUAGCUUCCUGUCCUAUCCGAAAUCUCUAAGGGAGGAAAAACGACUCGGGAAUCGCGUUUUCGAUGUGUACUGCAUGAUUAUGAUGCUGGAAAAUGCCUGGAUGGCCAGCACGAACCCGAUGACGGGUGCCCGUACUAAUCGGUACAUCGUCAAUGAGCUCAUCUCCGUAGACGUUAAUGUCGUACAGUUCCCUCAACAUUCGCCAUUUGUGGACAUUUUUGACCGAUUUUUCGGAAUAUUUCACGACAGCGGGCUGUGGUCUUAUUUGGUGCGGCGAUACAAGGAAGUACUUUAUCGAAGUUUUGAUACGAAAAAAGUACAGUUUCAGGAAGUUAUCUUUUUUUUCGACGAUUUGUUUUGUAUAUGGAUAUUGAUUGUAGUUGGAUGGUUGAUCAGUAUCGUUUGCUUCAUAGCCGAGCUCAUUCGAAACUGGCUGCAGCAAAGGAAUUAUAAACAAUACAUAAUUUAG
Messenger RNA from Anopheles nili, 1695 nucleotides. RefSeq lists its product as uncharacterized. The transcript has 3 exons. Lineage: Eukaryota; Metazoa; Arthropoda; Insecta; Diptera; Culicidae. The record is from RefSeq and is a predicted model, not a curated record. The coding region runs from base 1 to 1695 and encodes 564 amino acids.